AUGGGCAGAGAAACAUCCAAAUUCUUGGGACAGCUCGGGAAGCAGCCAGGAAGCCAGCUAAUUGGUAAACGACAGGAGAGCACGUGCCCUGAGCUCAUCAGUGGCUACUCCCGAUUAGAGGUGCCAAGAGGGAUCUAUAAAGGGCACUGCUUCCGGAUCAAUCACUUCCCAGAGGACAACGACUAUGACCACGACAGCUCGGAGUAUCUCCUUCGCAUCGUGCGCGCCUCCAGCGUCUUCCCCAUCCUCAGCACCAUCCUGCUGCUGCUCGGCGGGCUCUGCAUCGGCGCCGGGAGGUUCUACAGCCGCAAGAACAACAUCGUCCUCAGUGCCGGCAUCCUCUUCGUGGCUGCAGGCCUCAGUAACAUCAUAGGCAUCAUCGUCUACAUUUCCAGCAACACGGGCGACCCAAGCGACAAGCGCGACGAAGACAAGAAAAACCAUUACAACUACGGCUGGUCUUUUUACUUUGGAGCCCUGUCCUUCAUUGUGGCCGAGACCGUGGGCGUCCUGGCCGUGAACAUUUACAUUGAGAAAAAUAAAGAGUUGCGAUUUAAGACCAAACGGGAGUUCCUCAAGGCCCCGUCCUCCUCGCCCUACGCCAGGAUGCCCAGCUACAGGUACCGGCGACGGCGCUCCCGGUCCAGCUCCAGGUCCACGGAGGCCUCGCCCUCCAGGGACACGUCGCCGGUGGGCCUGAAGAUCGCGGGGGCCAUCCCCAUGGGCGAGCUGUCCAUGUACACGCUGUCCCGGGAGCCCCUCAAGGUGACCACGGCUGCCACCUACAGCCCGGGCCAGGAGGCCAGCUUCCUGCAGGUGCACGACUUCUUCCAGCAGGACCUGAAGGAAGGCUUGCAUGUGAGCAUGCUGAACCGGCGGACCACCCCCGUGUGAGCGCCCCUUCCUCCCGCCGGCCUCGCCCCGGAGCGGCUGCUUGGAUCCCCCAUGAGGGCUUCCGGCCCUUAAGACGGACCCGCGUGGACUGAAGCCAAACCCAACCCUCCCUGGUCUCCAGAUGCGUCACGGGCUGGCUUGGAGCAGAGCUGGGAGGCUGGAGUCAGGAGCAGAGGGAUGACUUUACCCCCCACGAGGGUGUGUUGAUGCCCCGGAACCUCCCAGGAGCCCCAGACGCCAUCCUGAGGCUGCCCAGCCUUCACCAACCUGAGAAAACAAAAUUGAGCCAUUUUCCCCUCUUGGAAACAAAGAUUUCCAGAAGAACGCACUUUCGGGGCCUUCCCUCCCUGCCUUGGGCGCAGGGCCACCGAGCGUCCGCUGGCCGGGCACAUGGGGGCCUUAGGACACUGGUCAGCUGCUUUUUAACCCGAGGUUCCUGUGCCUGGGAGCCAGACAUGUGGAAGCUU
This is a messenger RNA of Miniopterus natalensis, 1361 nucleotides long. Lineage: Eukaryota; Metazoa; Chordata; Mammalia; Chiroptera; Miniopteridae. The record is from RefSeq and is a predicted model, not a curated record.